AUGCGCGGCGCGGGGUGGGCGGCGGGCGGGGCCGGGAAGGGGCCUCGGCUCGCAGCUGCAGCCGGAUUUGCGCCCUCGGACCCGCGCCCUGUCGCCCUGUCGCCCUGUCGCCGCUGUCGCCAGUCGGCGCUGCGCCAGCCCUUCCAGGCAUCCCAGAUCCCCGCCCAGGUCCCCCCAGAUCCCCGCCCGGGUCCCCCCAGAUCCCCGCUCGGGCUCCCACGCAGCAUCUCCAGCACCCCACAUCCCUGCCCGGGCCCCCCAGCAUCCCAGGUCCCCGCCCGGCCCCCUCAGCACCACAGAUCCCCGCCCAGGUCCCCCCAGAUCCCCGCCCGGCCCCGAGACAAAGCCUCCGGUUGCGGGGACCCCCGCUCGUCCGCUGCUCCCGCUGCUCGGCGCGAAGCUUCUGCAGAAACCGCCCCCCAGAUCCGGGGUGGGGACCCCCUGCGACCGCGGGCGGAGCUGCUGCCUCAGUGUCCCCGCCGCGUCAUUGUUCCAGGGGCGCUCGGACCCGGGGCUGCCGGCGAUGGUGUGAGCGCCCCCCGCCUGCCGGACAGCCCGGGGCGCCCAUGUCCCGGCCCCCGAGGGGGGGCGCCGGCCCGUGAGCAGCGCCCGCCAUGCCCGGGGGUCGCAGGGCCGCGGGGGCCGCCCCCUCGCCGCUGCGCUGCCUGGAGCCCGACUCCAGGGAGGGGACGGAGGAACCCGGCCCCGCGGAGGAGGACGGCGACGAGGACCUGCGCGAUGGCGGUGUCCCCUUCUUUGUCAACCGCGGGGGGGCUGCCUGUGGACGAGGCCACCUGGGAGCGCAUGUGGAAGCACGUGGCCAAGAUCCACCCCGACGGCGAGCGGGUGGCCCUGCGCAUCCGGGGGGCCACGGACCUGCCCAAGGGACAUGGAGGUCUCAGGAAGGACUUGAGGGCCCUCGACCAGGCCAGGGACCUCACCCUCAGGAGCCAGCUGGCGAGAGCAGGGCACCAAGGAUGGGUGGCUUCCUACGUGUGGCUACCCCGAUAUCAGCAUGGCCUCGUGAUGGCCAAGGCUGUGUCCAGUUCAUCACCAGUCCCUAGGGACGGGGCUGUGUGCCCCAGAGGGUGCUGGGAGGCCCCAAGCCCUGAGAGCUUGUGGAAGUGCAGAGUGGGUUUUUAUUUAAUUCUUUUUUAGCAUCACAAUUAAGACAAGGGAAGCUGGCUACAAAAGUACUCAGUCCUAUAGCCCUCAGUAAACCUGACUCUGCCCU
This is a messenger RNA of Erinaceus europaeus (western European hedgehog), 1234 nucleotides long. RefSeq names its product basic proline-rich protein-like. The transcript is spliced from 3 exons. Gene Ontology annotation, cellular component: cytoplasm. The record is from RefSeq and is a predicted model, not a curated record. Gene Ontology annotation, biological process: regulation of angiogenesis. NCBI's taxonomy places the organism in Eukaryota, Metazoa, Chordata, Mammalia, Eulipotyphla, Erinaceidae. The coding region runs from base 1 to 1158 and encodes 385 amino acids.